Messenger RNA from Gongylonema pulchrum, 441 nucleotides. NCBI's taxonomy places the organism in Eukaryota, Metazoa, Nematoda, Chromadorea, Rhabditida, Gongylonematidae. The record is from the annotation of a GenBank genome assembly.
AUGGUGGACGGUCGAGCCAGCUGGUGGCAAAGUCCACCGCUAAGCCGUGGCAUGCAGUAUAAUCAAGUGAACAUCAGCAUCGAUUUGGGACAGGAGUUUCAUGUGGCAUAUGUGUGGAUCCAAAUGGCAAAUAGCCCUCGACCAGGAUCGUGGGUGUUAGAACGAUCUGCUGAUGGAGGAAAGAGCUAUAUUCCGUGGCAGUACUUUGCUGAAACACCAGCAGAAUGCGAUCGGUUAUUUGGACGUCAUACACUUCAGCCAAUAUUGGAAGACGACACUGUCAUAUGCACGCAUGAAUUUUCCGGUAUACACCCUAUGGAAAACGCUGAGGUUAAAAUCUUUUUCCACGACAAUCCAAAGUUCCAAUGCUCACAUUUAUAUUUUUUUUUUUUGACAUUGGGUACUAACGGAAGUGAUGGUGAUUGGACAUUGUGGACUUGA